This is a messenger RNA of Callorhinchus milii (elephant shark), 7136 nucleotides long. It is a transcript of the gene chd1, whose product is annotated as chromodomain helicase DNA binding protein 1. Bases 275 to 5755 code for a protein of 1826 amino acids. Gene Ontology annotation, molecular function: ATP binding; DNA binding; ATP hydrolysis activity. The transcript has 37 exons. Gene Ontology annotation, cellular component: nucleus; chromatin. The record is from RefSeq and is a predicted model, not a curated record. NCBI's taxonomy places the organism in Eukaryota, Metazoa, Chordata, Chondrichthyes, Chimaeriformes, Callorhinchidae. Gene Ontology annotation, biological process: nucleosome organization; regulation of transcription by RNA polymerase II.
CACACACACACAAACCCGAGUGACAGAGCGAGGAACGAGAGCGGAGGAGGAAGGGCACAGACAGACAGACGGUUCGGGGGCGGGAUAAGAAAGUGCGGAUAAGACGAGGAGGAACCAAGGAAAGCGGGGUUCGCCUUUGAAGAGUAAACGGGGGUGCAGAAGGGCUGUGGACGGAUAACGAUUAUCGGCAGUGUUAUUUCAGAGUGGGAACUUCCAACAGUUUUCAAGCUUGAGUGAAGACUUCCAUCCGAUCCUUCCCUUUUUAAACCUGCAAAUGGAGGGUCACAAUGACGAGGAAAGCGUCAGCAACAGCAGUGGAGACUCAAGUCAAUCAGACAAGGAAUCUGGUUCGAGUUCAGGGAGCAGCAGUGAUGGCAGCAGCAGCCGUUCCGAUAGCAAUGACUCCAGUGACUCUGACAGUGGCUCAGACUCAGGCAGCCAAUCCGAUUCUGAUACAUCAGGUUCAAGAAGUAAUGCAUCAUCAUCCAGAGGGAAGAGACCAGCUGAGAGCAAAGUCCCCAAAACCGAUGGAGCAGAGUUUUGGAAAUCUCAUCCAAGUAUUUUAGCUGUUCAGAGAUCUGCCAUGAUCAGGAAACAGCAGCAACAGCUACAGCAGCAGCAAUUGUCAUCAAACAAUGGCUCAGAGGAGUCUUCUAGUAGUGAAGGGUCUGAUGAUGAAUCUUCCAGUGAAAGCACUACUAAACACAAGAAACACAGAGAUGAAGACUGGCAAAUGUCUGGUACUGGGUCUGAAGAGGAGGAAGAGGAGGAGGAAGGUCAACAUAAGAGUACCUCAGGAGACAGUGAAUCUGACUAUCAGCCCACCAACAAAGUCAAAAGCAGGAAACCCCAGAACAGGGCUAAAACAAAAAGUGUGAAGAAGGGUAAGGUAUUGAAGAAACAGACUGAAUCAUCAGAUGAUGACGAUGGACCUGAUGAUAAAAGGGCUUCUCGUCGCCAGGCAACGGUAAACGUCAGCUACAAGGAAGAUGAAGAUGCCAAAACUGAUUCUGAUGACUUGGUUGAAAUGUGUGGGGAAGAUGUUCCUCCUCCCCUGGAGGAAGAGGAAGAAUUUGAGACACUAGAAAGAUUGAUGGAUUCUCGAAAAGGGAAGAAAGGAGCAACUGGUGCUGCCACCACUGUCUAUGCGGUAGAGGCUGAGGGUAAUCCCAAUUUCGGGUUUGAUCCCUUGAAGGAGGUAGGCGAAUGUCAGUACUUGAUCAAAUGGAAGGGAUGGUCUCACCUCCACAACACCUGGGAGAGCGAAGAAACACUUUUGCAACAAAACACAAAAGGAAUGAAAAAACUGGAGAACUACAAGAAAAAGGAGGAAGACAAGAAACGAUGGCUGAAAGCAGCAUCUCCUGAAGACAUAGAAUACUUCAACUGUCAGCAGGAGCUGGUAGAUGACUUGCACAGUCAGUAUCAAUUUGUGGAGCGAAUAAUUGCCCACUCCAACCAGAAAGGUGUAUCAGGUUUUCCAGACUACUUAUGCAAAUGGCAAGGCCUUUCAUACUCUGAAUGCAGCUGGGAAGAUGGAGGUCUUAUUAGCAGAAAGUUUAAAUCGUACAUUGACGCAUAUAUGAACCGGAACCAAUCGAAAACCAUCCCUUUUAAGGAAUGCAAGGUCUUAAAGCAAAGACCCAGAUUUGUUGCACUGAAGAAACAGCCAUCAUAUAUUGGAAGUUCUGAUGUAUUGGAGCUCCGGGACUAUCAGCUAUCAGGGUUAAAUUGGUUGGCACACUCUUGGUGCAAGAACAAUAGUGUUAUCCUCGCUGAUGAAAUGGGUCUUGGGAAAACAAUACAAACCAUCUCCUUCCUCAGCUAUCUGUUCCAUGAGCACCAGCUGUAUGGACCUUUCCUUUUAGUAGUUCCUCUCUCAACGCUAACUUCCUGGCAGCGAGAAAUUGAACUGUGGUCACCCGAAAUGAACGUUGUUGUUUACUUGGGUGAUAUCAGCAGCAGGAAUGUGAUAAGAACAUACGAAUGGAUGCAUCCUCAGAAUAAAAGGUUGAAAUUCAAUAUCUUACUGACAACAUAUGAGAUUUUGCUAAAAGAUAAGUCAUUCCUUGGAGGUGUAAAUUGGGCUUUCAUUGGUGUGGACGAAGCUCAUCGCUUGAAGAAUGACGAUUCUCUUCUUUAUAAAACCAUGAUGGAUUUUAAAUCCAGUCACCGGCUGCUUAUCACUGGUACCCCACUGCAAAACUCCCUCAAAGAACUCUGGUCCCUCCUUCGUUUCAUCAUGCCAGAAAAAUUUGCUUCUUGGGAAAUAUUUGAAGAGGAACAUGGUAAAGGAAGAGAAGUCGGAUACACAAGCCUUCACAGGGAGCUUGAGCCAUUCUUACUGCGGAGAGUGAAAAAGGAUGUUGAGAAAUCCCUACCUGCCAAGGUUGAACAGAUCCUGCGAGUGGAGAUGAGUGCACUUCAGAAACAAUAUUACAAGUGGAUUUUGACCAGGAAUUACAAAGCCUUAAGUAAAGGCUGUAAAGGCAGCACAUCUGGUUUUCUCAAUAUAAUGAUGGAACUUAAAAAGUGUUGCAACCAUUGCUACCUCAUUAAAUUGCCUGAAGCAAAUGAUUUCUACAACAGACACGAGGCCUUACAGCAUCUGAUCCGCAGCAGUGGGAAGCUGAUCUUGUUGGACAAGCUGCUGUGUCGACUAAAAGAACGAGGACAUAGAGUGCUUAUUUUCUCUCAGAUGGUUCGGAUGCUGGAUAUUCUAGCAGAGUAUUUGAAAUGCAGACAGUUUUGUUUCCAGAGACUUGAUGGAUCUAUUAAGGGGGAACUAAGGAAACAAGCACUUGACCAUUUCAAUGCAGAAGGAUCUGAAGACUUCUGCUUCUUGCUGUCAACCAGAGCAGGAGGGCUGGGUAUAAACUUAGCAUCUGCAGACACAGUGGUUAUUUUUGAUUCAGACUGGAAUCCACAAAACGAUUUGCAGGCUCAAGCCAGAGCUCACAGGAUUGGUCAGAAAAAACAGGUGAAUAUAUACCGGCUAGUUACAAAGGGAACAGUAGAAGAAGAGAUCAUUGAAAGAGCAAAGAAGAAAAUGGUGUUGGAUCAUCUUGUCAUACAACGAAUGGAUACAACAGGGAAAACAGUGCUGCACACUGGUUCCAAUCCCCCAAAUUCUACUCCAUUUAAUAAAGAAGAGCUGGCAUCUAUCCUGAAGUUUGGAGCUGAGGAACUUUUCAAGGAGCCAGAAGGAGAGGAGCAAGAACCACAGGAAAUGGAUAUUGAUGAAAUUCUUCGUCGUGCUGAAACACGGGAGAAUGAAGCUGGUCCCACUACAGUGGGUGAGGAGCUGCUCUCACAGUUCAAGGUGGCGAAUUUUACCACAAUGGACGAUGAUCUUGAACCUCAACGAAACAUUAAGGAAUGGGAUGACAUUAUUCCAGAGGUACAGAGAAGAAGGAUGGAAGAAGAAGCCCGACAGAAGGAGCUUGAAGAGAUCUAUUUGCUUCCUCGAAUGCGCAACUGUGCCAAACAGAUCAGUUUUAAUGGAAAUGACGGAAGACGCAGAAGGAGGAGAUCUUCAGAGUCAGACAGCGACUCAGUAUCUGAAGGGAAACGCCCCAAAAAACGUGGUCGGCCGCGAACAAUUCCACGAGAAAACAUUAAAGGCUUCAGUGAUGCUGAAAUUAGAAGGUUUAUCAAGAGUUACAAGAAGUUUGGUGGACCCCUUGAGAGGCUAGAAGCAAUUGCACGAGAUGCUGAACUGGUGGAUAAAUCUGAGGUGGACCUCAGGAGGUUGGGAGAGAUGGUGCACAAUGGAUGUAUUAAAGCACUUCGAGAAUCCACAGCCCAAGAGAAGACUGCUGCCCGUCGUGGUAAAGUGAAAGGACCUACAUUUCGCAUCUCAGGCGUGCAGGUCAAUGCUAAACUUGUGAUUGCCCAUGAAGAGGAACUGGCACCUUUGCACAAAUCCAUUUCACCAGACCCAGAGGAUAGAAAGAAGUACACAAUCCCAAGUCACACUAAAGCAGCUCAUUUUGACGUGGACUGGAACAAGGAGGAUGACUCUAACCUUUUAAUAGGCAUCUAUGAGUAUGGCUAUGGCAGCUGGGAAAUGAUAAAGAUGGAUCCAGAUCUGAAUUUAACGCACAAGAUUCUGCCUGAUGAUCCAGAUAAGAAGCCGCAGGCCAAGCAGUUGCAGACCAGAGCUGACUACCUCAUCAAACUGCUCAGUAAAGACCUGGCCAGGAAGGAGGCACAGAGGCUGGCUGAGGCUAAUUCAAAAAAAAGGAAGCCGAGGAAUAAAAGAAGUAAGGCUGUAAAAGUUGUGAAGGUGGAAGAAAUUAAAAGUGAUUCAUCUCCACCACCUCCCUCAGUCAAAAGCUCAGAUGAAGAAGGAGAAAUCAAGGAUGACGUCCCUGGAACAAAACCCUCAAAAAGGAAAUCGAAAAUGGAAAAAGAAAAUGAGGAAAGAGUGGAUCAUGAAGUGGCAGUCAAGAAAGAGAUGGAAGAAAAGGAAAUCAAAAAAGAGGCUAAAGAAAAAGAAGGUAGAAAGGACAAAAAGGAAAAGGAGGAAAAGAAAGAUGCAAAAGAAAAAGAUAUCAAGAAGGAUAUCAAAGACAAGAAAGAAAUGAAAGAAAAAGAAUCUGUACAUAGAGAAAAAGAAGUGAAAGAAGAAAAGGCAACUGAAGUUAAAAUGGAGAUGAAGGAGAAGUCUAAGAAGCCAUUGCUUGCUGACGUCCCAGUUCAUAUCACUGCAAGCAGUGAGCCCAUUCCCAUUGCCGAGGAAGCGGAAGAGCUUGAUCAAAAUACAUUUAGUAUUUGUAAAGAAAGGAUGAGGCCUGUGAAGGCAGCACUGAAACAGCUGGACAGGCCUGAGAAGGGUCUUUCAGAAAAGGAGCAGCUGGAGCACACCAGGCAGUGCUUGAUCAAAAUAGGUGACCACAUUACCGAGUGUCUGAAGGAGUACUCAAACCCUGAACAAAUCAAACAGUGGAGAAAGAAUCUAUGGAUUUUUGUUUCAAAGUUCACUGAAUUUGACGCAAGAAAACUGCACAAAUUGUACAAGCAUGCGAUCAAGAAGAGACUGGAGAACUCUCGGCAUAAUGACCAGCACAGCAGUACUCUCAACAUUCACAAUGCCAAACACUCAGAACCUGAAAAGCCGAGGGAGAAUUCUCACAACGACGACAGCAGUAGGGAAAGCCAUUCAUCUGACCGACACCACUCAUCACAUUAUCAUGACCACCAUAGAGAUCAGCAUCACAGUGAUUCAUCAAGAAAGAGACCGUAUUCCUCGUUUAGCAAUGGCAAAGACCACCGAGACCGGGAUCAUUACCGAUCAGAUAGCAGGUACUACAGUGAAAAUAAGCACAGGAAGCUUGAUGAACACAGGAGUCGGGGUCACCGGUCAGAGGCCAGUUCGAAGGAGAGUAGAUCCCAUUCAGACCACCGGUCCCACUCAGAUCAUCGAUCCAGCUCAGACUACAGAUCCCAUUUGGAUCAUCGAUCCAGCUCAGACCACAGAUCCCAUUUGGAUCAUCGAUCCAGUUCAGACUACAGAUCCCAUUCAGAUCAUCGAUCCAGCUCAGAAUACUCAGGCCAGAAAUCCUCCAGGGAUUACAGGUACCACUCAGACUGGCCAGUGGACCAUAGGCCAUCAAGUAGUGGCCCAAGGUCCCCCCUGGAUCAGAGGUCCCCUUAUGACUCCAGAUCACCAUUGGAACACAGAUCCCCCCUUGAUUACUCUUCCGAUCACAAAAGCACCCCAGAGCACACCUGGAACAGCCGUAAAACAUAACAGGACGAGUGAUGCCAUGUCUUCACCCAAUGCAGCCAUAAAAAAAGAACACAGUAAAUGCCUUACGUGACUUAAAACAUGCAGACGAGAGCUGCUACUUGCAGUAUUGUUGCUCCUCCUUAUAGGUUGCAAGGUUGAUAUCUCAUAAGAAGAAAAUAUUUUUGUAUCGAGAUUAAUGCUGCACUGUGCUACAUACCGUGGCAUGUUGUCUUAUUUUCUCUUCCUGUUUUUUUAAAUCAGAGAUGGACAUGUUUACUACUGCAUAUAAUUGAACACUGCCCCAAACACACUGGAUCAUAAGUAUUCACCCUCCCAACAAUCUGGAGGCUUUUCGGCCCAACUGACCUGAAUAAUGUUUUGAAGAACGACAGAAAAUGUAAAUGACCCGCGUUUGAUCGCACGAUUAUGCAGGAGUUUAGGAACGGAGUCUAAAUGUAAACUUGAAAAAGCAGAGGACUCGGGUUCACCUUCCAAAGCUAUUUGUAUUGAGACUGUUUACAUUUUACACUGCGACCACAUUGCCAGUUCUCAGCAAGCUUGAAUAUUUAAAUUCUGUACUUACAUCUGUAAAAUAGCAGGGUUGUUGUUUUGUUGGUGAUCAAUUGUGUAAUGCCUUUGAAGAUAUACUACUGUAAAUUAUUGUAAAUUAGUGGAUCGAAUCUGAGCUUUUUUUUCCUUCUCAGGCUUUUUUGACUGUUUUCCGUUCCCCACCUACUCAGGCCUUCACUUCAUAAAUAUAAAAUCCGUGUACUACAGUUUUUAUGAAUUGUCUGGAUGAAACAUUUUGCUGUUUAGAAUGUAAAAGGGGAAAGGGAAAAUCAAUUCCAUUAUAUUUAGCCCUCUAGUCCUUUUUUAUUGGUAACUUGUAUUAGAAACGUGUUUACUUUAAAAAAAAAGUCUGUGUUGUGAUUGCUGUAGUAACUAAUAAUGAGAAGAAAUUCCUUUCAGAUCAAGUUAUUGUCACAGAUUAUAGUUUGAGAUACAUUUUAUAAGAUGACAACUUCUCCCUCCCCUGAAGAUCCCAUCCUCAACAAGAACAAUAAAGUGAGCUAAAAUUUGAUGCAACACCUUUCCCACACUUGUUUUCCCUAUUAAACUGGGCAAUAAUACUUAAAUGAUGUGCUAUGCAGUCAGAUGAAUUUCCAAUGUAUUGGUAAACUAGGGAAAUUAGAUACUGUUAUAAUGCACACUGAUGUAAAUAGAUACUAUAUAUUACAAAUUAAAUUUACAGAGAAAUAAUAUGUGGAUUCUAAGACGAUCUUUUUCACUGUGCAAGAAAACGUCAGGUUGAUGCAACCCAAUAUGUUGCUUCAAUACCCUUUUUGUUUUGCCAGAACAUAUCUCAGACUUUUUAAUAAAGUAAUUUUGUAACUUUCCCAUA